AUGACAGAUACAAUUAUACAUUGGGGUAUCGUGAUUUCGGUCACAGCUGGUGGCAGUGAUCAAUCCUCGUUAUUUGACUGGCCACGGCGAAACAGUAGGUAUUUUACUGUUGUGAAGGGAAGCUGCUUCCUCAUUUAACUUAAGCAAUUGAACUGUACACAUCUCAAUAUACCAAACCAUUGAUGAUCAUAUCAGAGGUGGAUUACAAAGGAAAGACAUGUGUUACUAUCACAUUAACUAUUAUCAUUUUGUUCUGCUUAAUUUGUAAUCACUAAAGAAGAAAGUGUUAUAACAGAAAAUGAUCUUCAAGACUGAAGAUUUCCGGUAUUUGAAUAUACAACAGAUCUGAAUUAGUCUCAGCAGCUCUUAAAAUGUCAAAUAAUAUAUCUACUGCCGGAAAUUUUUCGUCCAGUGUCACGGAGAUGAUGUCUCAAAAUACAGUUCAGAAUGGAACAAUGUGUUAUCUGAAUUACUGUGGUGAACAAUUGGAUGGCAUCAGAGAAGAAAUGGAGAAUUAUAUUAAACCAGCUUGGUAUGAGUGGAUUGUAAUUAUCAUUUAUAUAAUAACAUUUAUAGUCGGACUGACCGGAAAUGUUUUAGUAUGCUUUGCAGUAUGGAGAAACCGACAGAUGCGGACUGUUACUAAUAUGUUUAUUGUGAACCUUUCCGUCGCCGAUUUGGGUAUUAUAAUAAUAUGUUUACCUCCGACGUUACUGGUGGACGUUACUGAAACCUGGUUUAUGGGUCUUGUAAUGUGUAAACUAGUUUAUUUCCUUAUGACUGUAUCAAUAUCUGUCUCAGUAUUGACUUUGGCCGCCAUUGCUGUAGAACGAUGGUAUGCUAUCUGCCGUCCAUUGGCGUUUAAAAGUACACGAAAGAGGGCAAGGAUUAUGAUCAUUGUGAUAUGGUUGGUGUCCGGUUGUUUGGCACUUCCAGACAUUUUAUUCAUGCAACUGGAUAGUUUGGUACCUGAUUUUGUGUCUUCAUUGUUGAUAUCAUGUCGUCCAGGAUGGGACCAAGACAAACAGACAUUUUAUCAGGUUGCCUUAAUUGUCCUAUUGUAUUUCUUACCAAUGAUUUUUAUUGGAUUUGCCUACAUACAGAUUGCCUUUGUUCUUUGGAAAGGUGAUAUACCUGGUGAAAGUAAAAUGAGAACAGUUACAGCAUCCUCCAGACCAAUGAUGGAUAGUAAGAAGAUGAAUAUUGCUAAUGACCAGCUUGCAGCAAGACGUAAAGCGGCACAAAUGUUGAUUUCAGUUGUUGUGGCUUUUGCUGUUUGUUACUUUCCAGUUCAUUUGCUAAAUAUACUCAGGUAUGCAGGGGUUCACAAGUCCAUACCAGAUAAUGGCUUUAGAGCUUACAACUACAUUGCACAUUGGUUGCCUUAUCUGAACAGUUCGACAAAUCCAAUCAUUUAUAACUUUAUGAGUGCUAAAUUCAGAAAAGAGUUCUUUCUAGCAUGUCGGUGUUCGUACAGAAUAACAGAGAGACAUUCAAGUAGACCAGGAAUGACCUUCUCGAGUACACAUUACAGUAACCAUGAAGGUCAACGACACAGUUGUCAUACUGAGCAGAUCUCCUUGACAACAGUCAGAUAAAACAAUGUAUAAUCAUACACCAUUUCGUAUCAAGCAUAUCAUAAUGAGGAGGUCCUAUUAAUACAAAUAUGUCCGAUGAUGCACAUCCUCACCUCGAAAUUGGAUCUUUUUGCGAAAAAAACAAAAUAUUUCUCUAUUGUCAUCAGCCCAAGUUUCAUCAUCAUAACGACAGCAUGUUUCGCAAUAGCCUAGCUGAUCAAAAGUAAAUUCAGUAAUAUUUAGCCACAAGUGAUUAUAAGAUGACUACGUAGAAACAUGCGCGAAACCGAUCGUGAACUGAUAACUUAUAUCCCUCACUUAUAACCCAUAAAAGAAGUAAGAAAGCAACAAAAAAAAAACAAUCGAGGAACAUUGUAUUCAUAGUUCAUGAGUUCCUGUCCUUUUUUUUCAUAGAAAGAUUGAAAAUUCUUAAUAAUGAUCAGAGAUUUUUUUUCUCUAGAGAGAACUCCACGUUACAACACUGUGACAAAUGAUUAUUGAUACCGGAUAAUGAUCAAACUUAAUGUGAAUCAGUAUCUUUAUGAUUCACCAUUAAAAUGAUUUUUUUCUAGCAAUAACAAAUUUGAUAAAGACAAUGCAUAUGAUAUAAUGAUGAGUUAUAUAUCAUAGUUAAUAUAUUAUGGAUGAAGUUUGGGAACACUGGUAAUUCCGCGUCUCGGUUCCCUGAGUAGUUCCGCAAUAUACACAUUCCAAACAAUAGGCCAAACAAGUCAAUGUCAUAAUAUAUAGUGCUUUUAAAAAUUACAUAUCACAUCUGAUCAAUUUCCGGUGAAAAUACUUUUUUUAAAUGAAACUGAGGGUGUAUUCCUUUUUCGUCUGUACCAUAAACAUUGUACGAUAAACUGAGGGUGUAUUCCUUUUUCGUCUGUACCAUAAACAUUGUACGAUAAACUGAGGGUGUAUUCCUUUUUUGUCUGUACCAUAAACAUUGUACAAUACAAACCUUUCCUAUUAUCUGUGAGCAUAUAUUAUUCUUUUCAAAUGAUUUUGGAAAUUGAAUGAUUUAUUCUUAAUAUUAGUUUUAUUUAUUAUUCCAGACUGUAAAAAUCACAUGGUUUAUUUCCGAACGUUUUGUUUGUAAAAUAUUCUGCACUUGGUUAUUUAGAAUGAUUGUAUUGUGUUAAUUUAUCAUACCAACAUGAUCUCCAUCCACUUUUGAACUCUUCAACAUUUCAAGUGUAGGUCACUGGUUUGGAAGAUUAUGUUACUGUUUUGAAUUUCUUUUGUGUUCUUCCGUUAUUGUCAGAAUCUAUUCAGACUAUGUGUACAAAAUUUGCAGACGAUAUCGCCUGUUCCUCAAUCUAAUCAGAUUUGGGAGUUCCCUAGUAAAUUUGAGAAAGCCUUCGACUGCUAUGAACACAACUAAUAAUUAAUUGACUUUUAUGGAUUUAACUUAAUGUACGUAAAUGAGACAACAAUUCUAUAACAACAAAAAAUAAAAAGACACUGAUCUAGAGAUUAACAUAUAAAGGUAUUCAACAAAAGACGAGUGUCUAAACAAAAUGCAAAUUUCGUAGUUAGUUUCUUUCACAUUCAAAUUCAACACGGUUUCAUCAACACUUCUAAAUUGAGUUACUACUAAGUGCAAGUUGAAAUGUUCAUCCUUCUAUCUCAAAAUAAGUUUUUAACUUCAAUUUGACGAUUGUCGUAUUAUAGUUUUAUGUAAGACCAAUAUAGGAAGUAUAUAAAAGGAAUUAAAUAGAUUGAACGACGGUAAUUGUAUAUUUUGUUAUUGUUUGGUGGCUGUCUACAAUACUAUGUUACAUAUAUUUACAUUGUAAAUACUUCCUUUGGUAACCGUUUGAUAGAUAAAUCAUUUAAUGGGGUUUUGUUUUACCUAUUUGGAUAUUGAGCCACAUAAUGUCCAAUAGUAAAUUCAAUGCUGUACGUUUUAAGAUCAGCGAUUACUGGACUUUAUAAACAUCAAUGUUAAAUAAUUUUCCUUUUUCCCAGUUCGACUCUGAUUGUGAUAUACAUGUAGUAAGUGUUGUAAAUGUGACAAGAUUACAAUAAAGUAGCUGUUAUUUUAUGA
This is a messenger RNA of Mytilus californianus (California mussel), 3630 nucleotides long. Its product is annotated as orexin receptor type 2-like. NCBI's taxonomy places the organism in Eukaryota, Metazoa, Mollusca, Bivalvia, Mytilida, Mytilidae. The transcript is spliced from 6 exons. Gene Ontology annotation, biological process: feeding behavior; G protein-coupled receptor signaling pathway. Gene Ontology annotation, cellular component: membrane. The record is from RefSeq and is a predicted model, not a curated record. Bases 372 to 1598 code for a protein of 408 amino acids. Gene Ontology annotation, molecular function: orexin receptor activity.